Messenger RNA from Haemonchus placei, 2769 nucleotides. NCBI's taxonomy places the organism in Eukaryota, Metazoa, Nematoda, Chromadorea, Rhabditida, Trichostrongylidae. The record is from the annotation of a GenBank genome assembly.
AUGGCUACAACCAUUCUUCCAAUUCCUUGGCACAGUAGUCCAGUUCUUUACCAAGUUGUAUCCCGAAGCAGUAGUGAACAAAUGAUUCUUGAAGCCAAAGACUUUUUCAUUGUUGGUCCUGAUCGUGGCGAGUUACAGUGCAUCGUGCUCGAUCAAUGCUCCACGAAUAUAAAGUCAGGCACACGAGGCUUCGACGGUCAACUUCUGUCGGUUAAGGACUUCGUCUGGGUGUACUCUUUAGAACCUACGACGGAGGCUGUUCAGAAACCGUCAAAUGUUCUUGCAAGAGCACGAGCGCAUAGAACAACCGCUCUGGAUACAUCCGUACCCUAUUUCUUUCGGGUACGUGAAUUUGUUUUCGUUACUCCUCCGAAAGCCACUCAUUAUGUGUACGGCCUCGUAGUAGAAGACAGAAGCGAGAACCUGACCUCAUAUAAAGUCGUUUUCGAAAGCGUACCCGAGGUAGUCACUGUUCCGCCCGAUGUUUUUCAAUUCCCAACGCAGAAUGUUAAAAAGUACGAUAUUGUUCUUGCGGAGACUCGCGAUAAUGUCUCCACGGCGAUUCGCUUCUCGGAAUCACCAGUAUCGGUGGAUGAUCAGCUUGCUCUGUGUAAUUUGGUUCGGGAAUUUAUCCCUUCCCAUCCACAAGAAGGACUGUUGCCUUUGAAAAUUUUUGACAUUUCUCGUGAAGACAGGGAGUGGAUUGACGAUCGCAUCGGUAAAUUCAUGAACUACUCAAAGGAUCCGCAAUUAGCCCACAUCAAGAUGACACAGUUAUUCAACGUAGCCGUUUCUUUUUUGUUCGCUUUUGAAGAGAUGGAUGACGACAAAUCCACACGAAGGGUGACAGCCACUGUGUUGAGCACAAGUGCUUUCCCGGUCCGUUUUCUUUUCAAAUUGAACUCGAGCACAGAUUCCGGGUGGAAUUCGCAUCGCACUGCUUUUCUGUGGAUUAUUGGUUCUGCUUCUGUUGUGAGCGCUCGAGUGGAAAGCAUCGAAUCUAACUUCCACGACGGCACCAUUUCCAUUCAGCUCGUCGCACUACCACGCUUUCAUCAUUCCCUCAUGAGAGCAAUCAGUAGGUACAGUUGGGAAGAGAAUGGCAGGUUGUUUAUUGAAAUAUGCGUCAAAUUAGAUCGCCUUCCUGGGUCGACAGUUCCUGUACUCCAGAUCGUCUCGCAAAACAAACUUUUCGAUAACAUUUCAAGAAAUGCCAAAUGUCAAGCUGCGCAGGUACUUGAUGCCGUCUACAAUAAUUUUUCUGAACAUAAAUUCGUCGAUGUUCGAUUGCACGACGAACGAAGAGAGGAACGAACUUCCCUUGAAGGCAAAUUAUUCGCGCUUCAUCCUGAUCAGUUAGCUGCUAUUCGGCUUGGAUGUGGAAAUCAUCCCAUUGUUGCAAUUCAAGGCGGGUACGGAACUGGAAAGACCUUGGUUGCUGCCUUAAUAGCUGCAGAAUGUGCGCGCCAACGCAAAGGUUUUGUUGUCGUUCUUGCAACAUCGAAUGGUGCCGUAGCACAAAUUACUAACACCAUUUUGAGACUCGAUCAAUACAAAGACCUAUCAGUGCUACGCUACGUGCACGAAACUCUGUGUUCUGAAAAGAAUUUCUCAACCGACGUCGAUAUGAAUAACAUUCUUAAACGCCUUUCUGAUGACUAUGCUCAACGUUUAGCGCCGGAGGACCUGAGAAUCUGCCUACGGUUCAAAGAAAGAAGUAAACUACUUGAAAAGUGCUCAACUGUAUCGGAAAACGUCUUACUGCAAUCUCCUAAUGAACAGAGGGGUUGCAGUCAAGCAGUGAAAGAGUUGGUCAACGAUUUGCACACCGUUUUUCGGCUCAUGUUUGCCUUGCGGACACCAAAUAUAAUAUGUAUGACAGUGUCAGCCCUUCUGGGAGCCACAGAGGAAAAGGGCAUGCUUUAUAAUCAUCUACAGGAAUGUCACACCGUCAUAGGUGACAAUGCUUCACACAUUCCUGAACCGGAUUUUGUGGCUAUUGCAAAUUGCCUGUGUAACGCCAGACAUGUCUACGUUGGGGACACGCACCAGCUCAGACCUCAUAUAUAUUGUGAUCGCAAUUCUCUCCCAGUAACACUUGGUGCACGGGGAUUAUUGGAACUUCUAAUAGAAAAACAUGUCCCCACUGUCUCCAUGUUCACAACAUUCAGAACUCAUCCAGAGCUGGCUGAGUUUCCUAAUGAACUCUUCUACGAAUAUGCUCUCAUUGACGGUGUUUCCGAACAUGAAAGGCGUUUAUUCCUCGAACAUAUCCGUUACGAAAACUCAGAUUUACCGUUCCUUUUUGUGGAUAUUCCUGACCAGUCACGUCUUCCGCAAGGUGGAUCGCGUUUCAAUAACGAUGAAGUGAAAAGCUGUUGUGAUAUUGUCACAUCAUUAUUGGCAAAAGGAAUCCCUCCUGAAUCCAUAGUGAUUCUUGCUCUUUACAAAGAACAAACUCAAAGGCUCAAACAGUUCGCCAAAAAGCAUUCCGUCGACCUGUUCAGAGUGGGUGCAUUCCAAAGUCUUGAAAAAGAUAUUGUCAUUCUGCUCACUUCAUGGUAUUUCCCUGAUGGUGAAGUCAACGUUGAUUUCCUCAACGACAGUCAUCGUAUCAACGUCGCUUUGACUCGAUGCCGCCAUGGGCAGUUUGUCCUUGGUAGCAAGCGAUUCCUUAGCGCACUCAGCAAUUGGGCCCCGGUUAUCCGAUGGGCUAGGCUUCGGAAUGCUGUGAUCGACAGAGACGAUUUACAACGUGUUCUCGCAUGA